AUGGCUACUCAAACACCAAUACGCGCGAUGACCUUUACGGGUUGUUGGACAUGUAAAAGUCGGAAGGUCAGGUGUGAUGAACGACCAGUUGCUUGUCAGAACUGCGAAAAGCGGGGAGUAUCAUGUGGCGGCUAUGGCAUAAGGCUACAGUGGGUGUCAGAUCCUGCAAUAGAAUGCCGCGAGAGCCGAAAGGUCCAAGGGCGUAUGAGUAUGAAACUAGAUCGGAACAGCCACGUUUAUGCGCCCCAAGAAAUCGAUGACUGCCUUUUACGGCUGGACGAAAAUGCUGAAAAGAGUUUGUCAUCCCGCUAUGGCCCAUUCUCUGCCUUUGCGACUACAAAGAAUAGUCAUCUACACGAGAAUUCGCCUUCAACACUCCCAGGGUCUUCCUCUUCCGCAACUGCAAUCUCACCACAGCUUGAGUUACCAAUAGGAACACCUUCGUUACAGCAGUCCAUAGCGCAUGAGGCUGUAUCCAUAGCCUCACAAGAUGACCAUCCAAGCUUAGCAUCGGAAAUGGAACUCUUACCAAUCGAUGCCACUCUCCCUUGGUCUCCAAUCUUCAGCAACCUUGAUAGCUUACCAAUAGAUCCUUACCUAAUUACCGACUUUUCACUAGGUGAGGACCUCUUGAGCGAGCAGUUACCCGCAGGGCCUAGACUUUUAGGUGAGAAUCAAGAGCAAUCGACAUCAGGCACAGCCAUGACUUUGGCCCAAAUAAAUUACGGUAUUCCACCGACCAUAACCUCAAGCUUCUUCCAAGACUCGGAGAUUGAUGCCUUGGUGAGGCAUUAUCACAUACACGUUGCUGGUCUCAUUAUACCAGUUGAUCAUUCGGAGAACCCUUACCGACGUCUUUAUCUAUCUACGGCGAUCGAAGGCAUUUUCAACAGAGAGUCCCGCGUAACAACUUCAAAGGAAAUGGCAUACAGUGCUCUUUAUCAGUCUUUACUGGCAUCUGCAGCCUACCACCGUUGGUAUUGUGAUCAGACACAGACUAGAUACCGGGAAAUAGCUGUCCGAUACCGGUACCAAGCAAUGCAAUCAUUGCAAAAUGCAGUUCAAGAAGCCACCCCCGAAGCAAAUUAUCAGGUCUUGAUGAUAACGAUACUAUCUUUUAUCACGAUUGGCGUUCUAUCUGGUGAUGGAGACGAGUUCCGUAUACAUAUUGAAGCGGCUUCUCGACUUCGGAAUUCACGCAAAAAUUGGAAGCUUCUCAGCCGCCAAUCGAGGCAGAUCAAUGAGAUAAGCGCUUUUUUAGACCUACUUUCUCGAACCAUGACGUUCGGUCCUUCCUUGUUGCCGUGGACUGGCCAAAGUGAUAGGCUUGCAGCAGCAGAAGAUAGGAUUAUACGAUCGAGUGGAUGUUACGAGUAUGUCUAUGGCAUCACGCCUGCUAUUGCUGCGGCACUUAACAAGACCUGUCGACUUGCUGAGCAGUUGGUACACUAUCGCCAAAACAAUCAAGACGACACAAAUAUACCCGAUGGUAUUGUAAAAGCUUGCGAGGAAUUGGGAAACACACUUCAAUCGUGGCAGUUCGAACGAGAGGACAUCACCUCAAUUCCCCGUAGUGAUGUCCUUGGCUUCUCGAUUCUGACUCACCAAGCAAAGGCUUGGCACGCCGCUGCUCUCGUUUACUACUGCACUCGCAUCCAAGGCGCCGAGCCUAUCGACCUAAUCCGAGAAACUGAUCUUGUUAUGGAACACUUACUCACUGCAGAGGAGAUCAAAUCAAAGGCGGGGACUAUAAAACAAAAACAACACCUUGCCCCAAUCACCUGGCCUGGGUUUAUUGCUUCUUGUAACAUUCUUAAAGACAGGCGCGAUGAUUGGAAAGAGUGGUGGCAGCAUAUGCUCGCCUACAAGAUUGGGAAUAUUGAGAAGCAGUGGGAUAUUGUGCAGAAGAUAUGGGAGAAGCUCGAUCAAAUGGAGCAGCUUGGGAUAGAAAUGGACUGGACGGUGGCAUUUGAGAGUCUAGGAACAAAUAUUCUCCCAACAUAA
Messenger RNA from Fusarium sp. VM40, 2004 nucleotides. The record is from the annotation of a GenBank genome assembly. Lineage: Eukaryota; Fungi; Ascomycota; Sordariomycetes; Hypocreales; Nectriaceae.